UAACUGCUUUCCUAGUCUAUUUCAGGUCAAGUCAAGUGCAUUCACCAUGCCGCACGACACCAUCAACUUACAAAGAGGCAGCUCUCAAGACGUUUCCGUUCGGAGUUGUCAAAGCGUGGCAUCGGCGCGAGCUCAAGUAGAUGAAGAAGGACUCGAAGAAGAAAAAAAAUUCCCGGCGCACUUCCGGAACGAAUCCGUUAGCGUCUAUUGGCGGUAUGGUAUCGUGAUCUACUUACUGGCAGUGUUGUCCUUACUGCUUACCUCCGAUAUUGGUAGCGGUGUCGUCGCUCUGACAAAAGUUGUUCCCUCCGCUAACGACAAUUUCACAAAAGCGCGGGAGCAGGUUUUGCUGGAAGCUUCCGUUUUCACGUCGGUCAAAGAAUUAUGGAACUUGGGAUCCUACGGCUUGGCCAUUCUCAUUGUUGUUACAAGUAUUAUGUGGCCGUACGUCAAACUACUGCUUUCUUUAUAUGCCUGGAUGUGGCCAUUUCGAACAGCGAGAGGUAGAGAACGAUUGCUGGUGUUGCUAGAUGUACUCGGCAAAUGGAGCUUUGUGGACGUUGUCGUGUUUAUUGAAAUCAUGGUCGUCUUUCGGGCAACUAUACCCCUAGGCGGUCCAACUUUGGAGGUGUGGAUUGCACCACGAUGGGGAUUUUUUGGAUUUGUUGCGGCGACAAUGCUGAGCUUGAUUGGCACGCAUGCUAUUUUGUUCCAUCAUAGAAGGAUUGUGUACGGAACGAUCACUUCAAAUCUGCAAGGGCUACAGAAUAUUGCGGGUAUCGCGACAAUACGGACUUUGCUGAUGUCAUUUCUACUUUUGGCUGCUGCGGGCAUCUAUUUUGCUGGUUGUUGCAUUGGCAUGUUUCGCAUUCUGAAUUCUCGCGGCAAUCUUGAGAUCGCACCCGUUGACUACUCGUUGAUUGACGUUGGCCGGGACCUUUCCGACGCCGGCCAACAUCCAGACGACCGCGCGCAGACGUGGUUGCAAAUAAUCUGGUUCACGUUAGCAAUGGCAGCCCCAAUCGGCUCGUUCAUUCUAUUUGCAGUGUUGCUUUGGGCACCCUGGAAAGGAGCUGCGUUGCGUAAGAUACUAUUCCUCGCGGAGAUUUCCUUUGCUUGGAAUUGUGCGGAAGUUGUUUUCGUCAGUACCAUCUUUGCCGUUCUGGAAGUUCCAACGUUUGGAGAAGGUCUGAUUGAUUCAGGCUGCGACACCUGUUACUCCGUAGAUUCCAAACUUUUAAAUGAACUGGCGGUGCUAGGGGUCGGCACCCUUUUGAGCGUGUUGGCAAAUGCUCUCAUCUUUCAAAGAGCGCACCAGAGCCUUUACUGUAAUUCUUAA
This is a messenger RNA of Phaeodactylum tricornutum CCAP 1055/1, 1339 nucleotides long. RefSeq lists its product as hypothetical. Bases 47 to 1339 code for a protein of 430 amino acids. The transcript is spliced from 2 exons. Lineage: Eukaryota; Bacillariophyta; Bacillariophyceae; Surirellales; Neidiaceae. The record is from RefSeq and is a predicted model, not a curated record.